Messenger RNA from Closterium sp. Naga37s-1, 780 nucleotides. NCBI's taxonomy places the organism in Eukaryota, Viridiplantae, Streptophyta, Zygnematophyceae, Desmidiales, Closteriaceae. The record is from the annotation of a GenBank genome assembly.
AUGGUGAAUGGGGUAACCCAGGGCAACGUAACCGAUAUCCUUAGCGGGGUGGUGCAGGCGGGAGACGAUGGGUUCGCCUACGCGCAGGGCUUUUCCCAGGGAAGCUAUUACGGCUCCUUCGCCACCUUUUACGGCAAUGAAGACGGUUCGGGAACCAUGGGCGGCGCGUGCGGGUACGGCAACAUGUUCCAGACUGGGUACGGAUUAAUGACGGCCGCCGCGUCGUACGCGCUCUUCGACAACGGCAAGGCGUGCGGCUCGUGCUUCGAAGUUAAGUGCCUUGGCUCGCCGGCAGUUCCGGGCAAAAAUGUCUGCUCGGGAAAAACAGUAACGGUUACCAUCACGAACAGCUGUCCGCCCGGCGGUAACGGUGUGUGCAACCCGCCAAAGCAUCACCUGGAUAUGUCGGAAGCUGCGUGGGGGGUGCUAUCGGGCGUGCGCGGUGCGGGGAUUCUGCAAACGCAGAUGCGGCGCGUGCCGUGCAAGAAGAACGGCGGCGUCGCGUUUAUGCUCACGGGCAACCCGUACUACUUGCAAGUGCUUGUGUUCAACGUUGCCGGCCCGGGGAAUAUCAACAAGUUGGAGGUCAGCGAUGGUACCACGUGGGACGUUAUGGAUCACAAUUGGGGCGCUUCGUACUCCAAGAGCAAAAAGUACGGCGGCAAGGAGCUAUCGUUCCGGCUGACGGCCGUCAGCGGCGAUGUCCUGACCGUCAACCGUGCCUCGGGGGAGUUUUUGGUAAAAAAACAGUACGGGGGAGGUGUGGGGAGGGGAACGUAG